Molecule: messenger RNA, 2164 nt
Organism: Cuscuta campestris
Lineage: Eukaryota; Viridiplantae; Streptophyta; Magnoliopsida; Solanales; Convolvulaceae
Source: the annotation of a GenBank genome assembly
GUCUAACUUUGGUCCUGAUACUAAAUUCCGAGUAAUCUCAGGAAUAUAUAAGGUAUCAUAAAGUUUAAUACAUAAACCAGUUUUCAUUAUUAAUUCUAAGGUUCCCACGGCUUCGACAGCUAGUUCUGUUCCAUUCCCCAGCUUAAGUGUUCUUCGGUUUCUUUCCAGCUUCUGGAUUCCCUCCGAGUCAAGUAAGUUCCCCCUUCCUUCUCUUUUUUCUCUCCCGGCCAUGUCUUCGUUUAGCGAUAGGAUCUCGUCCUCAGAGGACAGCUCCUCUGAGGACUCCAACUCAUCUUCCUCGACCGGGUCUUCUUCUCCUGAAUCCACGCCCGGUCAGGUUCCCCACUCCUCUAUUCCCGACCCGCAUCCUGUUAAUCAGAUGCCCAGUGAAACUUUCGUGGGGAGGGAUGAACCAGUCGAUGACGAACCGGGCCCCUAUGACCCUGAACACGAAACCCGGGAUGCGUGGGAGGAGCGGCUUCAUGCUGCCGGUUACUUUCCGCUUCCCACUUUCUACGUCCUUGACAUACCUUCCCGUGUAUCCAAAAUUGCCUUAAACAAAAUCCGUAGGAGGCUCCCGGAUGGGUAUACCCUCCUGUAUGAACCUAACUGGCCCAAUAUCGUUGAACCCCACCGGGAGGAUAGGAUAGGGUUCCAUACCAUAUCACUGGAUGCGGGCAUAGUUUUUCCCCUUCGCCCCCUCCUUACCGAAGUCUUCCAUGCGUUUAGGAUUUUUCCCGGCCAAAUAACUCCUAACGCCCACCGGUACCUCCAUUCCUUUGUAAAUAUUUGCACCCAUCUAAAAAUCUUCCCCUCUUUGCGUCUUUUCCUUUUUUGCUUCGAAGUCCUACCGGGCGGAUCCGGCUGCGAAGGCUUUGUAUUCUUCAAAGCCCGUACCGGUAGGAAGUUCAUUUCCGAAGUCCCCCAGAGUAACCGGGGGUGGAAGGAAAAGUUUGUUUUCAUCGAGUUUCCCCCCUUCGUCACUCCUCUGGCCGGUCUGAAAUGGAAUGACCAUCUCCUCGACCAAGAGUAUACUGCAUCGGCCUCCUCCCCAGACUUGGAAGCUAAUCUCGAGAUCCUUAUGCGCGGGGAUCCUCAAACCGGGAGGAUCUUCCAUCAAGGCAGCUGGGUUUGGAGAGUAGAGUCGGGUGGUGAGGGUACCUCCCAGGCCCAGGAAGCAGCGGGGCGCGGGGUACCCUCCCCGGGCAACAUUGCAGAGGCUGAGGGCCAGAACCACCCAGAUAUGGAGUUCGAAGAGUUCGCCAUCCCCGACGACCAACCAGCGGGAGACACCGGGGGCUCCCAGGCCAAUCACGCCAGAACCUUCCCGGUCCACCAAGAGACCGUGGAGAUUUUGGAUGAGGACGAACCCCAGGACAACCGGUCUAAGGGGAGGGAAAAAGAGAAGACCGGUCGCCGGACCAAGAAGGUGGCCACCAACCAUCCCUCUGCCAUGAACAAGAGGCAGAGGACAGACUCCGGCGCGGCCUACCAGACCGUGGAGGAGGCCUACAUCAACCUUGGCCUGCGGCUAAGGGAGGUUGGGGAGAUUGGGCCCGUCACCACUGACCGGUUGGGAAUGGACCCCCCAACCGAGGUAGCCCGGCUGAAGAAGAAGAACGAAGAGCUGGCUCUCCUCCUCAAGAGCCAAACGGAUGAGCUGGCCAAGUUGUCCAAGAUGGCCGGGUCCUUGGGGGCAGAGAACACCCGGCUGAAGGAGGAGAAUGGCCGGCUGCUCGAUGAGGUCUCCGAGGCUAAAAGAGAGAUGGCGGAGAAGGAAGAAAACUUCCCUGGGCGCGCAGCCGCCUGGGUUGAGGAAAAUAAGGCCGAAGCUGCCCGGGUACUGACGGCGAGCCCAGAAGCUACCAUGGAAUCCUUCAGGCUUCUAUACCGGGAGCCUGAAGGAAAGAAGAUGAUUACCGCCGUUGGAUCUUUCGGAUUCAAGUGCGGGCAAAAGAAAGACCGGGCAGCUUCCCACCGGAUCCUCCUGAAGAGAGACCCGGCCUUCACUGCGGCUUCCUACGGCCUGGCUCCUAUCCCAGAGGAAGAGCCCACUCCCCCUUUCCCCUUAGAUUAGGAUCUCCCCGGUUGCGCCCGGUUGUUUUUGUAAAACUUCUCAACUUGAAAUUUCCCCGGGGAUGCCUGGUGUAGCUGUAAACACUUA